GGAGGGAGACAGCUGGGCGGGGCUAGGCCCUGUCCUAUCAAAGGUGGCAAAGGCCAAUGAUUCUCCAGGCUGCCUCUCCCAGAAAAGUCAUCUUCUCGCGAACCUUUAAAAUUCCUGCCUUCUGAGAUACCUUGAGGGGCUAGAAUUGUCUACCUCAUCCAUCGUCUUCCUCAUUACAAAAGUGGCCAGUCCCGUUUGCUACCAUGAGGAUGUACCAAUUGAAACCGUGUAAAGGGAGCGAGUGGUGACUGGCACUCCUGAUUACUGGCUGCUGCUUACUUUGGCGCUACCAAACUUCUGGCAAAAUCGGAAUUGCGUGUUAGACAACUCCUACUCUUCUUCCUGGCGCUGUUCCAGAGCCGACGCCACGUUCCGUGGUGGGCGCGCAAUGGCCGCGCCCCCUCCCGCUGCGGAAGCGUCUUUUGGUACAUACAGUACGAGGUCGCCAUGGAUCGGAUGAAGAAGAUCAAACGGCAGCUGUCGAUGACACUCCGAGGGGGCCGAGGUGUAGACAAGGCCAAUGGUGCCCCUGAGCAGAUAGGCCUGGAUGAGAGUGGUGGUGGUGGUGGCAGUGAUCCUGGAGAGGUCCCCACACAUGCUGUCCCUGGGGAACCUCGCUCUGGACGGGGCCUACUCAGCGCUGCACAAGAGAUUGUGCAUGAGGACUUGAAGAUAGGGUCUGAUGGAGAAAGUGACCAGGCUUCGGCUACAUCAUCAGAUGAGGUGCAGUCACCAGUGAGGGUGCGCAUGCGCAAUCAUCCCCCACGCAAGAUCUCCACUGAGGAUAUCAACAAGCGCCUGUCACUACCAGCUGACAUCAGGCUGCCUGAGGGCUACCUUGAGAAGCUGACCCUCAACAGUCCCAUCUUUGAUAAGCCACUCAGCCGCCGCCUCCGUCGUGUCAGUCUGUCCGAGAUUGGCUUUGGGAAGUUGGAGACUUACAUCAAACUGGACAAGCUGGGCGAGGGCACCUAUGCCACUGUCUACAAAGGCAAAAGCAAGCUCACAGACAACCUUGUGGCACUCAAGGAGAUCAGACUGGAGCACGAAGAGGGGGCACCCUGCACUGCCAUCCGGGAAGUGUCCCUGCUCAAGGACCUCAAACACGCCAACAUCGUCACGCUACAUGACAUCAUCCACACAGAGAAGUCCCUCACCCUUGUCUUUGAGUACCUGGACAAGGACCUGAAGCAGUACUUGGAUGAUUGCGGGAACGUCAUCAACAUGCACAACGUGAAACUGUUCCUGUUCCAGCUGCUCCGUGGCCUGGCCUACUGCCACCGGCAGAAGGUGCUACACCGAGACCUCAAGCCCCAGAACCUGCUCAUCAAUGAGAAGGGAGAGCUCAAACUGGCUGACUUUGGCCUGGCCCGGGCCAAGUCAAUCCCAACAAAGACGUACUCCAACGAGGUGGUGACAUUGUGGUACCGACCCCCUGACAUCCUGUUGGGGUCCACAGAUUAUUCCACUCAGAUUGACAUGUGGGGUGUGGGCUGCAUCUUCUAUGAGAUGGCCACGGGCCGGCCCCUCUUCCCAGGCUCUACAGUGGAAGAACAGCUGCACUUCAUCUUCCGCAUCCUGGGAACCCCAACUGAGGAGACGUGGCCAGGUAUUCUGUCCAAUGAGGAGUUCAAGACAUACAACUACCCCAAGUAUCGAGCCGAGGCCCUUUUGAGCCAUGCACCCCGACUUGACAGUGAUGGGUCCGAUCUCCUCACCAAGCUGCUGCAGUUUGAGGGUCGCAAUCGGAUCUCCGCAGAGGACGCCAUGAAACAUCCAUUCUUCCUCAGUCUGGGGGAGCGGAUCCAUAAACUUCCUGACACUACUUCCAUAUUUGCACUAAAGGAAAUCCAGCUACAAAUGGAGGCCAGCCUUAGGUCUUCGUCAAUGCCUGACUCAGGCAGGCCAGCUUUUCGUGUGGUGGACACCGAAUUCUAAGCCGAGUACUAAGCCACAGACCCAGGCCCCAACAGGCAGCGGCUGGAGGGAUGCCACACCCCUCGCAGGGCAGCCCCCAACUGCAUCCCCUCUGCUUGCUGCCUGCCUACCUGCCUGACCCAUGCUCGCCUGCCCACAUGUCCCCUGCUGUCUGCCCCAACAUCCCACCCAUUGGCCUGUCAGCCCACCCAUUGGCCUGUCUACUGGGUGCUAACAAAGCUCUCAUGGCUCCUU
Chrysochloris asiatica (Cape golden mole) is the source of this 2172-nucleotide messenger RNA. It is a transcript of the gene CDK16, whose product is annotated as cyclin-dependent kinase 16. NCBI's taxonomy places the organism in Eukaryota, Metazoa, Chordata, Mammalia, Afrosoricida, Chrysochloridae. The coding region runs from base 448 to 1938 and encodes 496 amino acids. The transcript has 16 exons. The record is from RefSeq and is a predicted model, not a curated record. Gene Ontology annotation, molecular function: protein kinase activity; ATP binding. Gene Ontology annotation, biological process: protein phosphorylation; exocytosis; neuron projection development. Gene Ontology annotation, cellular component: nucleus; cytoplasm; synaptic vesicle.